UAGAAUGGCUACCAUGAUGUAUCCUACUCUUACGAAAUCUCAGAGUAUGCGUUCCAAGCGAAAGUCAGCUGUAGAGCUUCUGGCAGAGAGCAAACCCUUCUAUGUCAAGUCAGAGGUAGUGAGGGACACCACUCAAGCCAUUCCAUCAAGACCUAAUCCUAAUUUUGGUGCUUAUGGAACAUACAAUCGCAGCAAGUCUGUAAAUGUGGCAGGCCAUGGAUCCAACUACAGACCCACAACCCUACCACAUUACAUGGCAGUAUCACCUUCGAGAUCUCUCCCGCCUCUAACCCACCGCAGAUCUGUCCACUCGGCGAACAGCGAACUGCUACAGAACAAGCUGCGCCAGCUGCUGGUGUGCGACAGCGCAGAAGAGCUCUGCGUAGAGCAGAUGGCCCCCCUCAGCCCGCCCGCCGAGUAUGCCCAAAGAUGUCACAAGAGCCUACCCGAUCUACACUGCAGGGAGCCCAGCUCCAACAAGAGCAGCAACAAGAGCUUAUCUAACAGAGAUAGCGGGGGCUCCAGUGGGCACUACACGCAGCGCAGUGAACCCCCACCACCACCAAGACAGCCCGAUUGUAAGAUAUUCCAGGAGACGCGCCGCGACUCCGGUUCGAGUACGCAGCACAGCGGCGGCAGCUCGUAUUUCUGCUGCCAGGAGCCCGAGUGCCGAGCGAGACAGGCGUACCCGCCGCCCCCCUCCACCUUCAAGCGCCAGAAAUGCCUGCGCUACAAGCGGGACCGCCCCAUCCUGCGCUCCAAGUCUGAUAUCAGCGACAGGUACUGGCGGCCUCCCGAGCCUCCCACGAGCCAUCUGCAGCAGUUCUUCGAGCAACUGGGCCUCACGAGCGACACCUACGAGGAGAUGUUGAGUCACAGCGGUUCCUCCACGAGCCCCGUUUUCUUUUCGGAUGUCUCUACAGUCGAUUCGAGCAGGCCGAUAGAGAACGUCGAUUAUUGUUCUUCGUCGUACCGAUCUAACGAGCCUCCCUCUAUUGUUGAGAGGAAUGCGCGGAUUAUCAAGUGGCUGUGCAACUGCCGGAAGCUGCAGCUGUCUUGAGACAGGGCCAUGGGGCGCUUGCGCCUGGGCGAUUCGGUGAUAUAGUACGAAAUUCUAAUCUAAUGAAUCGAUGUCGUUGCAUAGAUAAAUGACACUAUGUUCACAGGGUGAUUCAAUUUUUUGCUGGAAGAUUGGAGAGGGUGAUAGAUUCAUUUCUCAAAAUUUUUGGGAUUCACCCAGUGGCGGCUCGUGACUUCCAUGACAGAGGAGGCUGAAUGCUAUGAGAUUUAUUGUGAAAAACAACUCUCUACGACUCACCCAAAUCAAUAGCUUUAAUGACAUUCUGUUUACCAGUUAACCUGAACUUAAUACUUGAAGAGGUGUGUUCCUGUGAUUUGCAGUGUCUAUCCAAUCCGUGAGGAAAAUUUUUCAAAUCAUUAUAUCCUAAUCGCCCCCAACAUGAUGACUUAUCGGUUGAAAAUAAUACGCAGUACGAAAAAAAUUGCUUAUUCCUUACCUCAGAUCCCGUCAACCAGAUAUAUUUUUUAUAAUUAUCAGAAUUGAACGAACGAUUUCUGUUUGUUACCUGUUACAAUCAGAUAUCAGAUUUUUUUAAUUCCGGUGUCGGACGUUUGUUUUUCACCAUCAAUUUAUCUUCAUAAGACAAAGCACUGAAUGGGUUCCCCAAAAAGUAUUCCACUAAAUCGCAAUCGUUUGAAACACUCAUUUUUCAGAAAUUUAUUGAGCUCCUAACCAUUAACCUAACAUAAACAAUGCACUCGCCAUUGUCCGCGACGAGACACGACCACGACAAACACGUGUUAUUCGGGCGUAUUCGGGCAUUUGCAUUGCGCGCUAGGGGUGCGCAUUGUGAUGGAGUCUAGCCUCCUAUAGAUGUUGCCAAGUUGAAUAUUUUACGCGUGAUGCCAAUUUAAAAAUAUUUACCUAGACAGGAAAUAAAAUCAAAAUCCAUGUAUUUUGGUGUCCUUUUAAUGAGAAAGUAUAGACAAUAUCAGUUUAAGGAGAAUCUCUGAGGAGGCUCAGCCUCCGUUGCCUCCUCUGAGGAGCCGCCACUGACUGUUAAUACAAUUAUUCUUCGGCGAUUGUUCAUUUUUCAGCUUUGUUCGAAUAAGAAUUGAUCUCAUUCAAGUUUCAGUCUUCAACACAGGAUUUACUUGUCAGUUACCACCAAAACUAUUAUUUUUUUUCGAAAAAUCUAUCGUAUUUCAUAGCGUCGAAUACAUUUUUUACAAAUUAUAUUUAUUGAAUUUCCAAAUUUAUAUAAUUUUGUUUUUGUUUUGUUUGAAUACAGUAAUACAAAACACAUGAAUGCAUACGUACAUAGAUUAAUAAAAACAGAUUGAAAAUGAACUGGACUAAUGACAAAAAACAUCAUAGUCAACAUUGACACAUUCAAUUUAUGUCAAGAUUUCUCCCGAACCAUAUAUCUUCCAUUCUCUUAAUUUUUUUCACCCUGUAUUAUAGUGUUUCUAAUCUAUGGUCAUCGCGUAGUUUUUUAUGGUGUUCGUGACUUCGUGACGGUCGUGUUCGAUUAAAACAGUCUACUUUUGCUAUGCAUUAAGGGUGAACACAAUGAAAAUUCAAUAUAAUAAUUGGAAAAUAAUAAUAAUUUGGGUCAUUUUGAUUUUUCUGGUGUUUUUACUCUGAGAUGCAUGGUAGACUGAGGCUACUGUACUGCCUCUUUUCAUGAAGGUUGUUCAUAGAGGAAUUUCAUAUCUGGAAUUGUUCUUUUCUUGUUCCUGUUGCCGCAUGUUCAAUAAUUUAUGUUAUUUGUCGUUUGUGAUUUGAGAGACUGGCGAAUUAUAUCAUUUCCAGGCAAUAUUUCAAAAAACAAAUAUAUCACCAAUCAAUACUUAACUUUUCCAUAUGCAAUAAAACUAAGCGCAAAUCAAUUUUUUAUAUUUCAUUUACAUUAGUCGAUAACGCAUUAUGAAUAUAAUCAAAGUGAAUUCGAUAAUCAGUCAAAAUAAUGAGAAAUAUUGAAGAACUCACAUAAUUUUUAUAUAAUCUGAAUACACUGUUAUCAUAUUUUGGUUCAUAUUCAGUAUACUUUUUGUUAACUCAAUUGAUAUUCAUAGCUAAAGGAUAUUGCACAAGAUUUAUUGUUCUUUUUAAUCUUGUAAAAGUGAUUGGCUGUUUUUGUGAAAUUGGAUAGUAACUUCUCUGAGAAUUGAUAAUAAUUGAUUAUAAAAUCUAUUGUUUAGCCAUUUAUUUGUGAAGAUUAUUAUUUAAUGAAGUCAUUAUUUUUUAUUCAAUGAAUUGUUAUUUCUAUAUUAUGUUUUCUAUUAUUUGUUUCCACAUCUUUUCAGGAAUAUAAACCGAAAACUGAAACAUUUUUUGAAAUAUCAAUGUGGAAACAAAAAUCUGUUAUUUGUUUUUUUUUAAAUUGAGUUUAUUUUAAAUGUCAAUACAGUGAAUAUAUCAGACUUCAAGCUUUUCAAGAAUAUCGUCAACAAUUGUGAUUAAUUCAACUCCGAAUGACAUACAUGUACGAAAAAUUCUAAUUUGGAACAAAUUAAAGUUCCUCAGUGAUAAGCAACAAAUUCAGACAACCCUGGUAUAUCACCUAAUUUUCUGUCUCUUUGUUUUUUAAGUUUAUUCUGGUCUGAUAUAUUACCUGAAAAUUUAUAUUGCCCUUAAAAGACGUUCUUGCAUUUAUAUUUUUAUUAACUAUUUAAUGAUACUCAAAAUAUUUUUCCUUAUACAAUAUCUAUAAUUUAUCAAUCAAUAACUUUCGAAAGAUCAUAAAUUCAUGUGAUAGGAGUAUACAUUGUAAAUAAAAAUGAAAAACUACGGUUUUAGCAUGAUCAACCUUUAUCAAGAUAGCAUUAAGACGUUUAGUCGAGAUUACUUCAAAUUCUAUGAAUUUAUAUCUAAAUAAAAUCACUCUACGGAUUUUCAGAUACAAUACAGCUUUUCUGUAGAACCCUUGAACCACUUGAUAUCUUUGGAAAAUUUAAGUUAGUCAUAGGUAAUUUUUUCAGAUUUUUUCAAAUAGCAGAUAAUGACGGUUUAUUUCCUUACUGUUGAAAUUGUUUACUCUUUUUGAAGAAAAAUUCCAAGAAAUCCGUGACACUAAAAGAAAUUCAUUCAUUUUUAUUCCAUAGUGAAUUACGUCCCGAGAUAUGGUCCGAAUGUAUUGUAAUACGACUGAUUUUUUAUCCUAAAAAAAUUUUCUGUAAGUCGAUGAAAAAUCAUUUUUGAUAUCCAAAAACCAUAAGUGAGUAUAUCAAAUCGUUCAAGUGGUUUGAGAGUUGUAUUGCUAUAUACAGGGUGAGUCAUGAGGAACUGUACAUAUUCCUACCACGAAUAGAAGCUCCUGAGGGGAAUACCUGAUGUCACAGAAGAUGUCCAUGUGCCUUCUUCACUUCUUUUCCAAUAUACAGUGUGGUCAUUUAAGUGUGCAACAUAUGGGAAUCUUUUCAAUGAAUUGCUCUUCCAAAAUACAGAUAGUGCCGAAAGUUGUUAAUCAAAACAACAUCAGUAGAGAAUACCUUCGUUCAAAUUCAAGAAUAUUUGUGCAAUCAACUUGGAUUUUAACUUCUUUAAAGAAUCAAAAACUUUUUGUUUGUUGCAACGAUAUUCAGCUUAACUUCAAAAUUUCGCAAACCAUAUUUUCAACAAGGUAAAACAUCAAUAAAUGAGGAGUUGAUGUCACCAAACUGUCUUAAUGUUUACUGUCAACCCUCAUUUGUUUUGUUCCUUGGGUAUUCGUGAUUAUUCCAAAUGAUAUCAAGGUUAUCGAUUGAUUUGUACAGCUUUUUCAUACACAUUUCAAAUGCAGAAUGUUCACAUUACAUGAAAACGGUCCUGGAUAUUCUCGAUUCUGGAAAGGUCAGUCGAUUAGGGUUUAGUAGAGAAAUAUUCCAUGGAGAAAUCAGACGAAUCAAAGGAGCUGUUGAAAAGUUAUACCCAAAAGAUGUUUUUGCCAAAAUUUCAUAUUUCACCCUAUAUAUUGGUAAAGAAGAGAAGAAGACACUUUCUGAUGAUCAUUAGGUAUUCACCUCAAGGGUCUCUAUUCGUGGUAUGAGUAUGUACAGUUCCUCAUGACUCACCCUGUAUUAGCUGUAUACAGGGUGAUCCACGGUGGAUGACCUAUUAGAAGUAUCUGGAGAACGAAAAGACGGAACAUUCUGAAAAUUGGAAUCCUAUGAUAAUUGAACAUUCUCUAUCCGUCUAAAAUAUUUUCAUCGAUACAGUGUUGCCACUUCUAUCAGAAACAACUAACAACUUUGUUAUUUCGAAUAGAACACCCUGUAUUUCAUUGCAUUUUUAGAUUCUUCCUAAAGAGCUGAUUUCAUCAAUGUAUCACACUUGGGGUUUAGCAGGAAUGAUUACAGAGAUAUGGGGUGUUCAAAAUCGAGAUUUUUCAAUUUUAAGAUUUUUUGUGUCGAAACUAUUCAUUAUCGAUCAAAACGGCUUACAUGUCCCUAUCUCAACUUUUGAAUCACUAUCUACUGGAAUAAUUUAAUUAGUAAAAAUACAGGGGUGCUUGAAGAUUCAGAAUUCUGAUCACCCUGUAUCUGUUCCGAUUAAAUGUCAGUAGAAAGUGAAUCGAAAGUUGAGAUUGGAACAUGUAAGCCGUUUUGAUCGAUAAAUGGAUAGUUUCGACACAAAAAAAUCCUGAAAUUGAAAAAUCUCGAUUUUGAACACCCUAUAUCUCUGUAAUCAUCCCUGCUAGACCCCAAGUGUGUUGCAUUUAUGAAAUCAGCUCUUCUCAGGAAGAAUCCUAAAAUGCAAUAAAAUACAGGGUGCUUCAUUUAAAAUAACAAAGUUGCUAGUUGUUUCUGAUAGAAGUGACAACACUGUAUCGAUGAAAAUAUUCUAGACGGAUAGAGAAUGUUCAAUUAUCAAAGCAUCCCAAUUUUCAGAAUGUUCUGUCUUAUCGUUCUCCAGAUACUUCUAAUAGGCCAUCCACCGUGGAUCACCCUGUAUUUGUGUAUGUUGUCUUGAUAAUAUAAGCUGAUCAUGGUUUUAGCUUUUAACCAUGUAAUGGAUUGCUGAUUGUUAGUUGAGAUGCCGUGCAUCUACACUGUCUAGUCUGUACUUAGUUUCGUCGAAUACCUUGUUUCUUAUAUAGAGCAUAGCUAUGUUACUCGAUUGCAAUAAACAUAAGUUAAUGGUU
Phaedon cochleariae (mustard beetle) is the source of this 6146-nucleotide messenger RNA. The record is from the annotation of a GenBank genome assembly. NCBI's taxonomy places the organism in Eukaryota, Metazoa, Arthropoda, Insecta, Coleoptera, Chrysomelidae.